CAGAAGAACCACUUAACCCGUUUUUGUUGGAUGGGGUGGGAGGAAAUUAAAAACUAAUCAUUUUCUGAAGAGCUCUAGCACCUUAAACAGUUUUUCUAGAAGUUUUACAGUUGAUGGAAAGAAUUCCUAAGGUCAGACACUGUCAUCUCUGUAGUCUGGUAAAAAUCUGUUAUGAUGUAUGUAUGUUAGGAGGGUUGAAUAAUUCUCCAUUGUGCAUACUCACUGAUUUUGUUUUCAUUCAAUACAAAUUUUUUUUAACUUACUUGGGAUCCACUUCUACCAGCAUUUACACACCUGCUUGUCUUUGAACAUCCUGAUUCUAGAUUGUCCCAUCAUUCUGGGGGAUGGAGAAGGGAAAUGUCUGAAGUGGAGCUGGUGACUUUUGAAGAGGUGGCUAUGCAUUUCACCAAGAGAGUGAGCGAACUUUGCCGGACCCCAGCCAGAGAACCCGCUACAGGAUCAUUAUGCAGGAGAAUUAUGAGAUUUCAACCUCGCUGGCAGGUGAUGGGACGGUGAGUGAGAAAAAGAAGGAAGAUUCUGAGCAGGUGGGAUCACAGGUGACAUUAUCAGGUAGAGCCACAGGGAAAGUUUUCCAGAGCACUGAACAGGGAGAAGCCUGUCAGAGUCAGCGCAGGCCAGAGAGGCAGCUGGGAAACCAAGCAGGGGAGAUCCAGCGUGAAUCCACUCACAGGAGCAGAGGGUUCAAAGAAAUCAAACAGCCUGUACUACAGAGAAUCGCCUCUGGAGAGGAACUGAACUUAUGCAGUGACUGUGGGAGAAGCUUCCUUUGGAAAUCAGCCCUUAUUACUCACCAGAGAAUCCACACAGGAGAGAAACCCUAUAAGUGUCUAGACUGUGAGAAAAGCUUCAGCCGCAGCUCACACCUUAUUUCACAUCAGAGAACCCAUACAGAGGAGAAACCGUAUAGCUGCUCUGAGUGUGGAAAAAGCUUCAAUCAGCAGUCCAAUCUUCUUAUACACCAGAGAAUCCACACAGGAGAACGGCCCUAUAAAUGCCCCGACUGUGGGAAAAGCUUCAGUUACAACUCAGUCCUUAUAACACAUCAGAAAAUGCACACUGGAGAGAAGCCCUAUAAAUGUCUUGACUGUGAGAAAAUAUUUAGCCAGCGCUCAGACCUCACUAAACAUCAGAGAACCCAUACGGGGGAGAGACCCUACAAAUGCAAUGAGUGUGGGAAAAGCUUUAGUCUGAGCUCCCACCUUAUUUCACAUCAAAAAACCCAUAAGGGAGAGAAACCCUAUAUAUGCUCCAACUGUGGGAAAAGCUUCAGUGACAGCUCAAACCUUAUUACGCAUCAGAGGAUCCACACAGGAGAGAAGCCCUACAAAUGCCCUGAGUGCAGGAAAAGCUUCGGUCGUCUCUCGCACCUUAAUAGACACCAGACAAUCCACACAGGAGAGAGACCCUUUAAAUGCUUGGACUGUGGGAACAGCUUUCGUGACAGCUCAUCCCUCAUCAGACAUCAGAGAAUCCACACACAAGAGAAACCCUACACAUGCCACAUCUGUGGAAAAACCUACAGGUCGAGCUCAUCCUUUACUAAACAUUGGAAACUCCACACAGGAGAGAAACAUUAUAAAUGUACCGACUGUGGGAAAAGCUUCAUUCAGAGUUCGCACCUUAUGCAACAUCAGAGAAUCCACACCGGCGAGAAACCCUACAAUUGCAUUGACUGUGGGAAAAGCUUCAGUGACAGCUCGCACCUUAUUAAACACCAGAGAACCCACACGGGACAGAAGCCCUAUAAAUGCCCCGAAUGCGGGAAAAGCUUCUGUGACAGUUCAACUCUCACUAAACACUGGAGAAUCCACACAGGAGAGAAGCCCUACAAAUGCCCCGACUGCAGGAAAAGCUUUGGUCGGAGCUCAGACCUCAUUAUCCACCAAAGAAUCCAUACGGGAGAGCGGCCCUAUAAAUGCUGUGACUGUGGGAAAAGCUUCACAGAUCGAUCAACCUUUAUUAAACAUCAGCGAAUCCACACAGGAGAGAAACCGUAUAAGUGCCCCAAGUGUGGGAAAAGUUUCAGUGACAACUCAGCCUUUAUUCGGCAUCAGAGAAUCCACACCCCUGUGCCCACCCCGGGGGGACCUUCUGCGGGUGGCUGGAACCAGCCCCUGGGGCAGUCCCGGGUUCUGCCGACACCAGCCCCUGAGCCGGAGCCUGCAGUGUGUCCAAUUCCCAAACCUAACGUGAUCUCUCAGAUGGAACGAAGGGAAGAGUUGGAGGUGCCGGAUCUCCAGGGUUCUGAGGAGAGGGAGAUCCUGAAACACAGCUGCACAGGUGCUCCUCCGGAAGAUCCUGAGCAAGUGGACCCAAACAGGAUGUUUUCAGAAAGAGCCAAAAGAAAUGUUUCCCAGAAUCCUGAGCAGAGUCAGCACAUAUCAGAGAGGGAGCAGGAAAACCACAAAGGGGGGAGAGAGGAAAAAUCCAGUGACCACCAGGGAGGUUUCAGUGUUCUUAAUGAAACCACGAUCCAGCUGAGAGUCCACAUGGGGGAAAGAUCCUACGAGUGUGCUGAAUGUGGGAAAGCCUUUAGUUGGAGAUCACACCUUACUGCCCAUGAGAGAAUCCAUACAGGAGAGAAACCCUAUAAAUGUCUGGACUGUGGGAAAAGUUUUAGUCAGAGAUCCCACCUUACUACACAUGAGAGAAUCCACACUGGUGAGAAGCCCUAUAAAUGCCCCGACUGCAAGAAAAACUUCCGUCGCAACUCACAGCUUAUUAAUCAUCUGAAAUCCCACAUGGGACAGAAGCCAUAUAAGUGUCCCGACUCUGGGAAAAGCCUCCGGCGCGUUUCACGCCUUACUGCGCACAGUGGAGAGAUGGCUUAUCAGUGCCCGGACUGCAAGAAAAGCUACAGUCAGAUGUCACACCUCGUUAGACAUCAAAGGUUCCACACAGGAGAGAAACCUUAUAAGUGCCUCGACUGUGGGAAAAGCUUCUGUCAGAGCUCAGACCUUAUUACGCAUCAGAGAAUCCACACGGGGGAAAAGUCCUACACAUGCUCUGAAUGUGGGAAAAGCCUCAAUAGAAUCUCACACCUUGUUGCACAUCAUCGAUCCCACGCUGGAGAGGCGCCUUACCAAUGCCCCGACUGUGAGAAAAGCUUCAGUCAGAUGUCGCACCUCAUUAGACAUCAGAGGUUCCACAAGGGAGAAAAACCCUACAAGUGCCUCGACUGUGGGAAAAGCUUCUGUCAGAGCUCAGACCUUAUUACGCAUCAGAGAAUCCACACGGGAGAGAAGCCCUAUAAAUGCCCUGAGUGCGGGAAAGGAUUCAGUCGGAGCUCAAACCUUAUUGCCCACCAGAGAACCCACACGGGAGAGAAACUCUAUCAGUGCUCUCACUGUGGGAAGAGCAUGACCCGGAGUUCAAACCUCGUUCGACAUCAGAGAACUCACACCAGGGGAAAACUGUUUAAAAAAAGCCUGGAUCCAACCUAGCCAUUGUGAAUAAUACACUGGCCUUUUCCUGUUAAUGAUGGCGGUGUUUGGACCCAGUUACUCAAAGGAGGCUCCUAAUUUCUGUUGAAAUCAAUAGAAGUCAGGAGCAUAAAUAGCUUUUGACAAUCUGGGCUUUGGCUCCAAUGUACGUCUGGGGUCAGGAGAUUGGGAACCAGAAUGAAAGGCACAGUUGCUUGGGAAUUGUGACACAGAUGAUGAACAUAGGCAUAUGUUCAAAGACCAUUAUACUGAGAUAGACCAUGCACAUGAAUCUGCGGAAUAUUCAUAGUCCUUUGUAUCGAUGCAGGCAUAUGUUUUCAUGUGUAUGUUUCAAAUCUGUAGAGAGUGAUUAAUGCAAAACUCCCAAACCUGGCUAUGUAGCUGUCCAAUCUUUGAAGUCUGACCUCCUAGGCCAUAGGGGGAGUUAUUAAAAUUGGUAACUAACUCAGCUUCCCUGAACAGAAGAUUCCCUCACAGUGAUCAGGUUGAUUAUUGUAUUGAAUUAACUGGAUUUGUCUAUUAUUUUCAGCAAACUGAAUAUUCUCUGUUAAGUUUACCUUUUUUAUCUUAUUUUUCCCUUUUCUCUAGAACUAUCUUUCUUUUGUUUUCUGCAAUUUCUGACUUAUUCUUAAUAGCAUUCUAGUUAAGAAAACCUAUACAUUCAGGAGCACCGAUGGACUGGUUUGGGUUUGCAAUGUCCUGAACUGGAUGCUGGAGACAGAAUUGGGAUGAUGUGGUUUUUUUCUUACUUUAAAUGCAGAGGAAUAAAGUGCAACUGAGUUUCCCAAAGUCUGAGUCUUACAACACAAAUGGGGUGAGAUUGGGGCCUGUGGGAAAGUCUCUCGGUAACACUGUCCUAGUGCUGCAAAUCUGUGGAUGUGCGCAUCUGGGGAUAUCCAUGGACCAUAUUGAUGGAUGCAAUCCAAAUCUUAUAGCUAGAGCCCUAAAAAUCUGCGGAUAUCCGCUUGAUAUCCACUUGAUAUCUGCGGACCACAGAUCGGAUGUGGAUAUAAAUUUUGUAUCCACCCAGGGCUCUAGUGAAUGUAAUUACAUCAGAGGUCUGCUUUUUGAUAUAGUCAUCCUCACAGAACCAUCAAUACAUUACUAUUGCCCUUUUAAUUUCAUUCUUAAUGCAUUACACUAUAAUAACUCUGACAUAGACAUAUACUGGGGUGGCCAAACUUACUGACCCUCUGAGCUGCAUAUGACAAUCUUCAGUAGUUCGAGAGAUACAGCGCACCUGCUGAAGCUCCGAGCCCUGGCCGGUGCGCCCUGCGAGGCUGAAGCCCCUAGCCCUAGCCCCUGGCUGGAGGGCAGAAGCCCCUUAUCCCACACCCUCUCCCCCCCGCAGGGCAGAAGCCCUAAGCCUCUGCCCCCCUCCACUCUGGUAGGCAGAGAAUGGGAGGAGGGCUCCAUGAGCUGCACUUUAAUUGUAGAAGAGCUGCAUGUGGCUCACAAGCUAUGGUUUGGCUACCCCUGACAUUUACCUAUUAAAAAAUCCUAUAACUGAGAUAGCUCCAUGGCUGAAUUCCUUGUACCUGCCCCAGUUAGAAUCUGAGUUAUCACAUGCACUGUAUUUCUCCUGUCACUACUUGCUUUAUUUUCAGAUUUAUUUAUUCAUUUAUUCUUCUAGGAGCAAGUAUCAAAGAGUUAAUCCCAGCGUAAGGCAUGUGUAAAUAUAUUAUUAAUUUAGGUGGAGUCUAAAAUACCUGGGUUCAGUAUAAAACUACAUAACAAGAGAAUCAAUCAAGGAGUUAAUCUGCUCCUUGCAUGAGUUAGCAGUACUGAUAAGGUAUCCACAUUGAAAUUGCAGUUACUGAAUUAUAAAUUCCCAGUUUACUUAAUUUGAAUUGGAAUAUAAUAGAAUAAGCAAAGUUAGAAAUGGAAAAUGUCCAUUUGUUCCCAUCCUGUCUGUUUCUCUCAGCAAAGUGGGUAUUUUCUAGAGGUUGUCUGCCAUUUUGUGGCUGUGGCGUUAACAGCCGAAUUCACCUCACUCCCACCCCUUGCUGCAGAAUCGUGUUCCAAAACCUAAAUGUAGGGCUGCUCCUAUGCAUUAUGGUGAUACAAAUAAAUAAUCUUCAGGUUUUUUAAAGAAAAAAAUGUCCAGCCCUUAUGACUGCAAAUAAACAUUUAAAAUGUACUUAUCAACCCCUGUGGAUAUUGUGCAUGAGGAUGGGGCAACUGGCUUGUACUAGUGUUGCUGGGUUGGGGAACUGCAACUUGAAAUACCACUCAUCCCACACCCUCUCCAAAAAUCAGGUUGCUUGUGACUACACGUUAGUUCCAAAACCUUCAACUGACCAUGCUAAAACCCAAAUAACUUCCCACUCUUUCCACUGUGGAGACUGUUCCGCAGAUCUCAUUGCCAGAGCAUGUCCCCUGCCCUUAUAUGCAAUUUACAAACUAUUAGGCAUGGGGAAUGGGGGAUACCACUCAAGACUGAAGUGGCCUACUGGCGAUGUAAAUUUUGAGUUCCCUUCUCAGCAAAGGUCCCUUGAUCUCAGGAUUUGGCCUUUAGUUAUUCCAAGCUGAAGUCUCUCUUUCUUCUGCUGCCCCACAGAAAUUUCAUCUGGAAGUUGGUCACACCUCAGGUUUAGGAGAUGCUUGUAUCUGUUUAUGUCUGAUGCACAAACAAGUUUUCAAAAGUGGAUUUCUUUGCUUUAUGGGUAGCUGGUUGGAGCUGAGUGAAUUUUUUAUUUUUUGCAGUGAAUAGUAAAUUGACCAAAAAUGUG
Malaclemys terrapin pileata is the source of this 6196-nucleotide messenger RNA. RefSeq names its product zinc finger protein 271-like. The coding region runs from base 465 to 3464 and encodes 999 amino acids. The transcript has 7 exons. The record is from RefSeq and is a predicted model, not a curated record. Lineage: Eukaryota; Metazoa; Chordata; Testudines; Emydidae.